Molecule: messenger RNA, 777 nt
Organism: Aspergillus tanneri
Lineage: Eukaryota; Fungi; Ascomycota; Eurotiomycetes; Eurotiales; Aspergillaceae
Exons: 5
Coding region: 1-777 (258 amino acids)
Biological process (GO): protein phosphorylation
Cellular component (GO): cytoplasm
Molecular function (GO): protein serine/threonine kinase activity; ATP binding
Source: RefSeq, a predicted model, not a curated record
AUGGGUGCGACAAGGAAGUUAGGCUCUCCGAUCGAGAUCUCCUCAUAUUUUCGCCAACCUUCUUCCAAUAGCACGGUAACGGACAGUACCACUGAAGAGACAGCGUCUAAAAACCAGUUCGUUAAACAUGGAUCUCCGUACACGGCGAUGGACCGCUUUUUUAUCGGUCUGGAGCCUAUAUACAGUGGGAUCAAUGCCGUUGAAUUUACGGCGAAUUCUCCAGUCGGCUAUGUGACGAAGCUGGGCAUGGCAGGCGACAUGGUUCCGAUUGACUGCUUCAUGGAGACCUCUCAUCCGAAUUUGGUGAAUCUCAGAGAGGUCUUUGUGACAGAAAACUCUCUGUUCUUUGUGUACGAAAAAUGGGGUAUAUCCUUGAAGGAGAUCCUCCUUCUCUCGCCUGUUUUCCAGCUGGGGGAGGUCGAAGUUGCUACCAUUUGUCGUGAGGUCCUCAAGGGCUUGCGAUACAUUCACAAGACUAUCGGAAUUAGUCAUGGGUCUCUCUCUGAAAGUAACAUCCACAUCAUGGAGGAUGGCGAUGUUAAAAUCGCAAAUAUUGGGAAGAGUAUGGUCACGAACUCUGGGCCCAAAGGAAUGUCUCGUGAUAUUAAAGAUGUCUGCAAACUCGCACGCUUACUUUUGGGAUCAAGUGAUGCUCCUGCCACCAGGGGCACUGUUGGCGUUCUGGCGUCGGAUUUCGCCCAUGCACCAUCCGAUGUGACUAUCGAUGAACUACUACAGCAUUCGUUUUUGAAUCCCGUGAACCGUAGCCGCAGUUGA